UCUCCCCCCCCCCCCCCCCACGGUAUGCUGGAUGGUCUCGCCUGCCCCCACGCCCCCCGGUGCCUGGGUGCGCCAGCCGCCGCCGCGGCCCGAGAGAGCGGCCGGAGCAGGAAGCGCCGGACGAGCCCACUGCGCGGUCGCCGUGGGGAAGCGAAGGAGCGGAGGCGCCAAGAUGAGUGGAGACGAGAACCCAGCCAGCAAGCCCACGCCGGUGCAGGACGUGCAGGGCGACGGGCGCUGGAUGUCCCUGCACCAUCGGUUCGUAGCCGACAGCAAAGAUAAGGAACCCGAAGUCGUCUUCAUCGGUGACUCCUUGGUCCAGCUGAUGCACCAGUGUGAGAUCUGGCGGGAGCUCUUUUCCCCUCUGCACGCACUUAACUUUGGCAUUGGCGGUGACAGCACACAGCAUGUGCUGUGGCGUCUGGAGAAUGGGGAGCUGGAACACAUCCGGCCCAAGAUUGUGGUGGUCUGGGUCGGUACCAACAACCACGGGCACACUGCAGAGCAGGUGACUGGGGGCAUCAAGGCCAUAGUGCAGCUGGUGAAUGAGCGGCAGCCCCAGGCGCGGGUCGUGGUGCUGGGCCUGCUUCCUCGGGGCCAGCACCCCAACCCACUUCGAGAGAAAAACAGACGGGUGAAUGAGCUGGUACGGGCAGCACUGGCUGGCCACCCUCGGGCCCACUUCCUGGACGCAGACCCUGGCUUUGUGCACUCAGAUGGUACCAUCAGCCACCAUGACAUGUACGAUUACCUGCACCUGAGCCGUCUGGGGUACACACCUGUUUGCCGGGCCCUGCACUCCUUGCUUCUGCGUCUGCUAACCCAAGACCAGGGACAGGGUGGUGCCCCCCUCCCGGAACCCAGCCCCUAAGCAUCUGUCUUCCUACAUUAAAUUUUCAUUUUUCAGUC
Messenger RNA from Bubalus bubalis (water buffalo), 909 nucleotides. It is a transcript of the gene PAFAH1B3, whose product is annotated as platelet activating factor acetylhydrolase 1b catalytic subunit 3. The coding region runs from base 32 to 871 and encodes 279 amino acids. The transcript has 6 exons. NCBI's taxonomy places the organism in Eukaryota, Metazoa, Chordata, Mammalia, Artiodactyla, Bovidae. The record is from RefSeq and is a predicted model, not a curated record.